AUGGCCGAGCCCAUACCAUCGGCUUCGACAGCCGUAGACGCUGCGGACGAUGAAACCUCUCAGAACCUACCCGCCAGCGCCGAGGACCGCAAAGCUGCGGCGGCCCUCAAUUCAUUGAAUGCCAAUGACAUGUCCCAAGAGAAUGGGGAGACGGCCACCAAACAACCCUCUGCAGCGGAUCAAGAGGCCUUGGGGAAAGCUAUGUCAAGACUCGAGAUUGCCGGUGGAGUCAGGAAGAAGAAGGAGGAUCCUAAGAAGGCAGAGACAAAGAAGGAGGUCGAGGUGAAGAAGAAGGUCAAGAUUGCGGCUGAGGAUGUCAACUUUUUGAUGGAGGAACUGGAUCUCUCCAAGCCCAAGGCUACAGAACUGCUGCGAUCUCAUGAUGGAAAUGCCACUCUUGCCAUCAAGGCCUUCAUCACACCAGCCGUUAAAGGAUAG
This is a messenger RNA of Rhinocladiella mackenziei CBS 650.93, 438 nucleotides long. RefSeq lists its product as uncharacterized. The coding region runs from base 1 to 438 and encodes 145 amino acids. The transcript is spliced from 2 exons. The record is from RefSeq and is a predicted model, not a curated record. Lineage: Eukaryota; Fungi; Ascomycota; Eurotiomycetes; Chaetothyriales; Herpotrichiellaceae. Gene Ontology annotation, biological process: negative regulation of apoptotic process; protein stabilization.